Arabidopsis arenosa is the source of this 792-nucleotide messenger RNA. The record is from the annotation of a GenBank genome assembly. Lineage: Eukaryota; Viridiplantae; Streptophyta; Magnoliopsida; Brassicales; Brassicaceae.
AUCAUUAUCAUAUGCAAUGCUUUGUCUCUUUCUAAAAUCUCGAAUCUUUAAGCUCUCUUCAAAGCCCGUCUUCCGCAGAUGUCUAUUGGAACCUUUAUUUCCUGCAAAAGGGUGGUACAAUUGGAUUAUAUAUCAAACUGCUGGGGAAAUUCAAGAAGCCGGUUGUUUGUAACCAAUGAUGUUCUACAAAGUGAAAGCUAAGGAGGGUUUUUUGGAGGACAAGAGCUAGCGUUGAUGUUGAGGAGAUGAGGGCCAAACUCAGUGGAUCACUACAAGAUGGAUGAACUGGCAAGAUUUCCUCUUCCAGAUUACCAUGGUUUUCAACAGCCUGGAUGGGUUAAGACAUUUCUUUGUCAGGCGUCCGUGACAUCUAGAGGAAACAACAGAAACGAUGAUCUCAAUGUCUUUGUGCAACAGAGCUAUGCCAAAGGCAAGUCCUCAGCUGCAAGGAAUGCUUACUACUCUUCCUUUACUCAGUCAAUUACUUGGCAAAUGAAAUCCAGUCAAAAUGUGGAUAGAGUUGGAGAAGCCGUGUCCAAGGAAGUGAACACAGAAGAAUCGGCUUUCAGCAAGAGGAGAAAGACAGAGACCGAGACCGGCUGAGCUUUCUAUUGCAUCACGCGGAAAUAAAAUGGUUUUUUAAUUCGCGAGAGAUCAUGAAUCUGUGUCGUAAGUUGUUUGUUUCUAUAUGUUGUGUUUGAAGUUUAUUGUAGUCUUGAGUUGUUUUUGAGCCUCAGUACAACUUUCUAUUCACAUGUACAUUGUGACGUGAUAUAAAAUCUUUCUUGAUCA